CAGGUAAUGACUUCCUGAUUUAUGUACACAGCUACCACAGGUGAAAAACUUACCUAGGCCGAUUUGUCAAAAAUUCUGUAGAUAUUUUUUACCGUUUUGUGACAAACAGAAAUUUAUCACGCGAGUAACGCUAUUAUAAAAACCGUGAAUGUGUAAAAUAACAUGUGCAUAAACAUCGGAUAAAUAAAUUCUACAGGACAUUUUCGGUGAAAUAGGUCAAUUGACGCACCUGUCAUCUGUAUAAGGUUGUGUAUUCAUCAAAGGCAGUCACCGCUGGACAAGUUAUUACGAGUGAGAUGUCCUGAUAGUAACUUCCUAAAUUAAUGCUAGAUGUAAUUCAAGCAGACUUCAAGCAGACGACAAAAAUGAGUCUCUUUAAAAAGAAGAAGAGCCUUGUCAUAAAUGACGUAGAUCCCGUGUACAAGGUCAGGUACCUAGGUAACGUACAGACCGCCAUGAUGAAAGGUGAUGGCUGUGUCGACAAACCCGUGGGUAUAAUUUGGAACAAUUAUCUUCGAAGCACGAGCCCUGGCCUCGAUAUGAAACUGACAUUGACCUCUUCUGGUCUCAAGGCGUUCACAAAGGAGCAGGGAUUAACAGAAUAUAGGGCACAUAGGAUAUCAUAUUGUAUAGCUCACCCGGCAUAUCCGAAAUUGUUCAUCUGGGUUUACAGACACGAAGGUAAGAGAAUGAAGUUAGAGCUCCGAUGUCACGCUGUGUUAUGUAAAUCUGAGGCCAAAGCGAAAGCUAUGGCUGUGCAGCUGCACGAUAAAAUAUCAUUUGCUCUAAAAGAAUUCAUGCGUGAAAAGACACGAAAACAGAAUGCUAGACUGACCUUACAAAGAACAAAUUCUUUGCCUUUACAUGGCAACUCCGUUGUGCCUAAAAGAACUCAAAUGUUGAGCACAGGGCAGAAUUUUAAACCACCUAUAAGUAAAUCGAACACGGCACCAAAAUUAGGAUCAAUUCACGAGGAUCACGAGCAUGAAGAUGACGUCAUUUUAGAAGAGGACGAAGAAGAGGAAGAAGAUAGCAUUGACGGGGAUACUGACAGAAUACCCUCCCCGACAUUCAACGCCCUAACAUUACAUGGGCAUGACAAAAGUGAAUUAGAUUAUAGUAGUGAAAACAUGUCGGAGCGUGUGAUAGAUUUAGAAAUUGGAAAUAAUAUUGAGGAAUUAAAACUAGACGGUGAUGUGCAGUUUUGUAUAUCUCACGCUGGAGAUUCGGAUGAGGAGAGUUCAGAAUCGGGAUUUCACGAGCCAGAUUCAAAAGACGGAAGUUUAACAGCGGCAGACGACAACUCUCUCGAUGGAGAGGAAGUCGUCUGCGAAACGCCGAAUGGAGAAGUGGACGAGACGCACGUGCCGAUUAGUGAGGGUGCGCAUGCGUCGUCAGAAUGUACUGAACCUACCCGCGUGCCUUCCGGUUUAAUUGCACAAGAAAAUGAAGUGACAAGUUUUUAGUGAUAAGACUGAGGACAUGAUUGCAUAAUUACAGUGAUAGAAGACGAAUUCUUGAUGAAGAAAGCAAUAAAACAGUGAUAUAUAACUCAAUAAGUGCUGUGUACAUAGCUGACAAAGAUGAGCACGUUUUCCUCGUGCCUUCUUCAGAACAAUUGACCUAUUUUGCAAAUUUACUGCUUGUAAUUCGUGUAUUAUAAUUUUUGAUACACUGAACUACCAAGAUAUUCGUGAAUAUUAAAAAUACGUGUGACAAAUUGAAUACACAGAGGCUAUAUUCAUAUAAUUAUGAAACCGGAAACAGUGUUUAUGCAGACGAACAUGUUUACCGGAAAUGUAUAUUUUACGACAAAGCGUAUAACCUCAAAAUUCAGUGUAUUUGGAAAAAAGAUAAAUAAACAGAUUGAUUUCAACUGUGUUCACUAACUUAACUGGAAAAAAAAAUCCAUCGCAUCUUUGAAUAUAUAUACAAAGAGGAUACUACACACACCAAACAUGAGGGAAUCGAACUAAUAUAAUGGGAGGCUUUUGAAAAGGAUUAUGCUUGUUCUUUUAUAACAUGACGUUAUGAAACAGUGAUAUAAUAAUGUAAGGACAUUGGCCCUAGUAUAAUACUGGAACAAAUGUAACUUAUUAUUGUGGAUAGCGGCAUACAUCGACAUUUCAAAACACAGGCAAUCAGUUGAUGUGUUCUGAAACAUAAGCAGUUGUGGAUAAAACUGUGAAAGUGGACAGCAUAUGUUGAAGAUACAUAUACUUCAAACUUCUAUAGCCAUUUUGGCACAAUGACAUCGUUUUUCCUUAUAUGGGCAUAAAAGUAUGUGGUAAAUUUAUGAACAACAACUUAGAUAAUUACAUUUGGUAGCUCAAAAUAUAACAAUUCAAAUGUGAAUAUACCUCCGAUUUAAAAUAUUAUCUUGCCACAGAAGUCCAUACAAUAAAGAAUGAACGAUGACAUCACAUGUCAAAAAUGGCCGUCUAUCUUUGACGUCAUUAUAAAAAUUGCAGUAUCAGUUUUGUUUGUAGCCCGAUUUUCAUAACAUUUCCACAAGUUUUACUGUUUUGCCCAUCCUGUAAACCAGGAAAUUGCAUGUUUCCCUUUAAUUUUCCAAAAAAUGCAUCAACGAUACAAUUUUAUGACAGAAAUUAAUGGUAAAAAUGGCAACCAGGAACGUUGACAUUAUUAAUAUUGGCAGCAGUGACAUAAUAUAAUGGUUGUAAUAUUAACAUAAUAUCAUGUUUUUUGGACAUUGAAAUGAUUAUCUUGUUGACAAAUGUAUGUUUUAUGUCGCAGUGGGAAAAAUAUAUGAAAACCAGUGCCUCAUUUACAAAAUUUCCUUAAUAGUAAUACCUUGUAAUAUUAAACAUUAUAAAAAUACUGUUUAAUGCAGAUAUUUGUAUCAAAGAAAUACAUGUUUAAAGGUACAUUUUACUCAGGUAACUUGACCAGGUAGGAUAUUUGCAAGAUUUUGAAUCAAGCGUACUUCAAAAAGUCCUAGUUUUUAGUAAGGUCACACAUAUUUUCAACUUCUAUAUAAAGAUGGUUUUCGCCGUGAUCGUUUAACAUAUAAGCUAAACGCCUUUAGGCUGCUUUAGGAAUGCUUAAUUGAUGAUCGUAUUAUGAGAUGUUUAUUGACUGAUAACAUUCCGGGGUUGUACAAUGUUUGCUUAAUAUAGAUUGCUGCAUAUCCCAACCGUUUAAUAUGGAAAAGUUUAGGACGCCAGGAUGCCGACAAUUUGCAUAUUUAAUUUUAUCACGGAAAAAAAGAAAUUAUUGUGCCCACUGAAAUGCUGUAACUUUGGGAAGGGGCGUAACUCUGUUAACUCACCUACGAGUAAUAUAGGAGUUAUAUGCACAUGUGAAGUCAUCGUUCAAACAGGAAGUACAAAACUAUUUGACUGCACACAAAUAAAUACGGGUUUAUUGGCCGAUGUUAACAAUAUAAUACAAUACAUCAAUACAUUUUCUUAAACGGGAAGUCAAGCUGGAAUAAUCUUUAAGGUUACAACAAUUACUAAUAUUAUUCACGGUCAGUAAGUGCAAGAGAAAAUUUAUGGAAGAAUGUUCCCAUUCUAUUCUUUUUAAUAUUUAUAAAUUAUUCAGAAGCAAUUUUGCCUGCAAUAUGCAGAAAAUUAAUUGCAAUACAAUGUACAUUCAAUAUUAACAUCUACAUUGUAAUUUGAGUCAUAAUGUUGUUUUUUCUUUUCAACAUUUUCGUAUAUAAUUUAAGUUACAUAUAUCAGUUCAAGUCUUUGCAAAGUUAUGUAACUGAAAAGCAAAUGACAUCAUUUCAAUUGACAAAUUUGUGGUCUUUGAUAUAAGGAACAUGCUAGAUGUUUUGAAAAAAGUUUUAACCCUAAGCCUGCUGGCGGCAAGUGAUUCUGCCUUUGCGGCCAGUGCAGACCAAGAUCAGCCUGCACAUCUGUGCUGAUCAUGGUCUGCAAUGUUCGUCAUUUAAUCAGUAUUUUUUUGGUAAGCACCCCUUUCAGCAGUUAAUGGUUGUGUCCAAACUGAAAGAUGGACAAGUUCAUUUUAGAAAUUUAGCAGGGUAAGGGUUUAAAAUAAAUGGUCAAUAAAGAGUAAAAUGUAUAAGCACACAUUGGAAGGAUUUCAGAGAAUAUAUCUGUGAAACAUACAAUUUCGUUUCUUAAAGGCACCUCACGUUCCUUCACAUAUCAGUAGUUGUUAUGUCCAUGAAAAAUCAUGACAUUUUACCUUAUGUGCAGUAAAAUCUAUAAAUGACUCGGGCACACGCGACAAGUAGGAUUUGAGGCCGCAUAAAGAUGAAUGUUUUCUGCCAAAGACGAUUUUAAGUUAGAAAAAAAACAACGUUUUUCACGUCCAUUGUGAAAUUUGUUUUAAAAAAUGGAGUGAUACAUAUAUAGUGUUUUAGUAACAGAUAUUCAAUACCCAGUAUAGAUGUGAACAUCGCUAUUUCAUUACAGAAUGUAAUAACAAGAAAUUAUAACAAAGAUUUUUUUUGCAAGUAAUAGCCUGUCAUAUAUUUUGCCUUACGUUAAGUGCGCAUGCGUGAAAUUUUACUUUCGUUGCUAAGGAACACGCCAAGUGUAAAUUCAUCUAUAUCCUCAAAUAGUAAGAUUGCAUUUAUACCAUAUCAGCCAGUAUACGUGUAUAUUCACUAGUAUCAUGAGAAAAACAUAUAUAUGUUAUAAACCAUAUUGUUUUUUUUUCUUUAAAUUGUAUAUAAUGGUUGCAUGUUUUGCGACAAACGUUUCUAUGUUUGUUAUAUAAUUUAUUUCAUACUCUUCCAAACAGGAGUUAAAAUGGUUGUUAAGUUACCCAGUGAUAUUAUUGACUAUGUGAUAUAUGCUCCCUAAUUUUUGUCAUUGUUUAAUAUUUGAAAACUACAUACGUAACUCAAUACUUAAGAUAAUGGACUUAAACACUAUGUGAGCCGUGCCAUGAGAAAACCAACAUAGUGACUUUGCUACCAGCAUGGAUCCAGACCAGCCGGCGCAUCCGCGCAGUCUGGUCAGGAUCCAUGCUGUUCGCUUUCAAAGCCAAUACAUUUUAUCCCGUCUAUUCGAAGGAGAGGUAGAGUUAUUGGACUCACUCAUGCGUCGGCGUCGGCGCCAGUGUCCCGAUUAGUUAAGUUUUUGUAUGUUAGCUGGUAUCUCAGUAACCACUUGUGGGAAUUAAUUGAAACUAUAGACACUUAUUCAAUGUGAAGAACUGAUUUAUACUACACAUGUUCCAUAACUCUGCAUUUCGUUUUUACAAAAUUAUGCCUUUUUCCGACUUGUAUUUAUUCAAUUGACAACGCUUUGAAUAGUCGAGCGUUGCUGUCCUCCGACAGCUCUUUUUUAAAGUUCUCAUACAUUUGUCUCGUAAAUCUGGAGAUAGAAUCAAAUUAUAUUUUUCCUUCUCGAACAUACAACUUUGUAUAUUUUUUAAUGUCACUGAUUUUGCCUAAUUAAAACUAUAGAUAUACAUGCGACGAUGGCUAAAUUUGAACUGAAAUUUUACUGAUGUUCAGGUCUAAAACAUCAUGUUACAAGCCAUUUAUUUUACAAUAAACCAUAACAUUAAGAGACAAUCCUACGGCUAAUUAAAAUGAAUUAUGUUUAAAGUUCGGACACGCCUGUAUUUUCUACUGAUUUUAUAUCCGGUUUUGCACAUAGCGACCUGAGCUUUUGAACCCGUUUCACAACAUGCAUAUUGUUUAGCAGCAAACUUUAACGAAACAUUGCGAUUAGAUUAUAAAUUUUCUUUUUUUUAGAAAACAAAAAAAAGAAACUCGUCCAUUCUGUCUGAUGUUCAAAUUAAACAAACUGUAUACAUUUUUUAACGCGGGAUAACUAUAGCUAACAAAGUCUAAUUAGAUAGCUCUGAGCAUGUUGAUCAGACAUCAUAUAUUAUAAAAAUCUUAAAAACAUUAUUUAGAUUUUUUUUCCUGUCCUUCAAUAUGAAAAUUGACGUUUAUUAAAAUGGAAGGAAUGUCUAACAAUAACACGAGUUCAUAUGAAAGAUAUCGUCCAUCUAUCCAACACGCUGAAAAGAUUUUCAAAAUAGGAUCACUUUUCAGAAAGAUAUUAUCAUUUGAAAUUUAAGAAAAUGGAUAACCGUGGAGGCAAUCAUUUUUUUUUGUGUUUAUCCAUUAUAAUAUAUUUAAAAGAAACACGAAAGUAUUGAAUUUUGAAACUAGACAGUUUUUAAGCUUUUAUAGACAUUUUCGGCUGUAACAUAACACUAUUAUAUAUAUGGUAAUUUUUAUUUGCAUUUCAAAAUAGUUGUACAUAAUUAUAGUUGUUUUUGUGUGUUUUGUACUUGCCGUUUAUGCUCAUAUUGUACAUAUUUGUUUUAUUUUUAGACAUACUGAAUAAUAGACGUGUUUGAAUUAAGCAAUGGAAGGCCAGUGUCAAAGUUUACAUGUGUAUGGAUUUAGUUUUUAAACCUUAGCCUGCUGGCGGCGAUUGCUUUUGCCUUUGCCACCAGUGCAGACCAAGAUCAGCCUGCACAUCCGUGCAGGCUGAUCAUGGUCUGCACUGUUCGCUAUUCAGUUAGUAAAUUUUCAGUGAACACCUCUUCGAAAACUAAAUGGUGUUGCCCAAACUGAAUGAUGGAACAGUCCAUUUUAGAAAUUUAGCAGGCUAAGGGAUUUAUUCAAAUACGCUGUUUAUUCUGUCUGUAAUCGAAACAUAUUUUUUUUUUUCAUUAAGCACUUUACGGCAUAUAACGUUCUUUGUCUGCUCCCUGUAUCAAAAGCCCGAGUGUGUGAAUUGUCCGUCCGUCCGUCCUUCACACUUUCUUGAGUAUUUAAACUCCACAAGUCUACAGUUUUUAGCAAGUUCAAAUGAAACUUGGUGUACUUCUGUAACUUCAUCAACAUAAUGUGGACAUGUAUAAGUUAUCGGGACUGAAAUAUCUGAUUAUUUUACUAGGCUGUGUCCUGGUUUUGGACUUUACAACUACAUUCUGUCUUGGUUUUCCUCAGAUCCUCCUACAGUUUCCGUCGGUUCAAACAAAGCACAUGAUUUAUCGCCAAACACCAAGUGGAAAUUAGUCACUAAUCCCGAGUUUGAUGUCCAAUUAUUCAUUUCUGAGUGAUGCCCCCCCCCUUUUAGACUGAUGAAGCAUUAUUCUUGUUUUACAGUAUUUUUAUGAAGAAUCCUUAUGACCCCCACCCCACCCACACUUCCCCCGCGCCAAAAAAUAAAAACAUCUGACUUCCUGCAUUCACGUGUACAUCUCCUUUAAUAUAUUAUGAAAAAUCAUCAUCAGCAGUAAGUGCACUACACAGGAAGUGAAUAAAAUUCCAUAACGCCUAGUUGCAGGUUAUUAAUAUAUUUAUUUCUUAUUUUCGACACCAUUGCUAUAUUUUCAGUUCAAUAGACAAUAGUUUCCAUAACUGACUUCUUUUUUUUCCUUCCUUAAAAUUAUGUUGUUUUUUUUUACAAAAAUAAUAUUUAUAUUUGUAAGUUACGUUACUAAAGUUGUCUUUAAAUGUUCUACAGUUUCUAAAAAUCAUUUUUUUAAAUACUGGUCAUAGAGAAAUUGUAUUAAAGACGUGUAUCGAAUCACGUUUUUGUAUGGAGCUAGGUUUAGUAAAAAAACGGUCCAGUCUAGACCUUAUAAAUCAAACGGUGAAAAGUAUCACAGAAUGUGAGCAUAGGGUUCUUUUAUGGAAGGUGUAUGUUAUAUUAUUGGUAUAAUAUUACAUUGUUAUAUUACUAGACCUACAUAAUUUGUUUUUUGUUUGUAAAUGUUGAAGGACUUUUAGAGUUCAAUGUACAUGACGUUUGUAAAAUAGUCAGAGUCUUCAUUUUCUAUUGUUACAAUGAAUUGUUUUUUAUGUUUGUCCCUCUAUAAAAUAAUAUGGGAGAUCUUGUUGAAAUAAAUAGAUGUUAACCAUUA
Molecule: messenger RNA, 7839 nt
Organism: Mercenaria mercenaria
Lineage: Eukaryota; Metazoa; Mollusca; Bivalvia; Venerida; Veneridae
Product: protein FAM43A-like
Exons: 5
Coding region: 324-1466 (380 amino acids)
Source: RefSeq, a predicted model, not a curated record